AUGCAAGAAAAGAUGCAAGAACAAUUGGAUAAAAUCCAACAAGACGCGCUGGAAUCCCAAAGAAUUAUGAGCCAACUGACACAAUUAUUGGCUAAUAAAGGAAAGAGCCCUGUAAUCAAUUCGGGAGUUGAUCAGGAGGGCCCUGUUUAUCCUCUAGGUUUUGCCCCAAUGGACACUCAAGCACAACCGGAUAUUUGUCCACAUGGAGUGCGUGAUCACAUUAGACCUCAAUGCCAAGUCGGUGCCUCAGCACCGAUGAACUUCCCGACAAGCUCAGGUUCCAAUCCAAUGAAUGAUCCAACCAAUCUUGCAGUUCUUGAUUUAGACGAAAUGGCAAAAAUAGAAAAAGCAAGGGUAGAACUGCCAAAGCAACUCGAAGAUCGGUAUAGGUGGUUGGAAGAAAAACUCAAAGCAAUGGAGAAUGCUAAUUACCCUUGUGGGGUCGAUGCCAAGGAUCUAAGUUUGGUCCCAGAUCUAAUACUUCCGCCGAAAUUCAAAGCUCCAGAAUUCGAAAAAUAUAAUGGGACUAGUUGUCCUGAAGCUCACAUCACGAUGUUCUGUCAAAGAAUGAUAGGAUACGUUGAUAAUGAUCAACUGUUAAUUCAUUGCUUCCAAGAUAGUCUGAUUGGAUCAGCUGCCAAAUGGUACAACCAGUUGAGCCGUGCCAAUAUCCACUAA
Messenger RNA from Gossypium raimondii (Peruvian cotton), 678 nucleotides. RefSeq lists its product as uncharacterized. Bases 1 to 678 code for a protein of 225 amino acids. The transcript has a single exon. The record is from RefSeq and is a predicted model, not a curated record. NCBI's taxonomy places the organism in Eukaryota, Viridiplantae, Streptophyta, Magnoliopsida, Malvales, Malvaceae.